CUCCAUAUUACUGGACUGGAGCUCCUGCUCCACCCCUAUAUAUUAGGACCGGGAAGAACUGCUCCACCACUAGCUACUUACCAUCUAUAUAUAUCUACAAAUCCAACAGCAAAAUAUACACACGCAUAUAUCCAUAUUUUCCGGCAACAAGUUAAGCAGAGCAGCACAGCAGCAGCUUGCAGCUGUCGGCUAGCCCGCCGCGUCGUCGUCGAUCUCGGCCGCCAUGACGACGUACCGGGUGUGCUGCUUCCUGCGGCGGUUCCGGGCGGCGUCGAACGAGCCGUCGGAGGCGGUCAGGGACGUGUUCCAGGCGUACACCGACGGGGCCGGCGUGGUCCGGGAGGAGGCGCUGCGGAGGUUCAUGCGGGAGGUGCAGGGGGAGACGACCGACGCCGGCGCCGAGGCGGCGGCCAGGGAGGUGAUGGCGUUCGCGGCGGAGCAGAGGCUGCUCAAGAAGGGCGGCCUCACCGCCGAGGGCUUCCACCGCUGGCUCUGCCACAACGCCAACGCCGCCCUCGACCCGCGCAGAGGGGUUUACCAGGACAUGGGCUCGCCGCUGUCCCACUACUUCAUCUACACGGGCCACAACUCGUACCUGACGGGGAACCAGCUGAGCAGCGGCUGCAGCGAGAGGCCCAUCGUGAAGGCCCUCCUCGACGGCGUCAGGGUCAUCGAGCUCGACCUCUGGCCCAACGCCGCCAAGGACCAGGUCGAGGUCCUCCACGGCAGGACAUGGACGUCGCCCGUGGAGCUGAUCAAGUGCCUGGAGGCCAUCAAGGAGCACGCCUUCACGUCAUCCCCCUACCCCGUCAUCCUCACCCUGGAAGAUCACCUCACGCCGGACCUCCAAGCCAAAGUGGCCAAGAUGUUAAAGGAGACCUUCGGGGACAUGCUGUACAUCUCGGAGUCCGAGAACAUGGAGGAGUUCCCCUCCCCGGACGAGCUCAAGGGCAAGGUCAUCAUCUCCACGAAGCCGCCCAAGGAGUACCUCCAGACCAAGAGCCACAAGGAGGAGGCCGCCGCCGACAAGGCCGAGGAGGGCGUCUGGGGUGAGGAGAUCUCCGACGACAGGGCCCCCUCCCGGCAGAUGUCGGAGCAGUACAGCGGGAAGUACGAGGCGGAGGAGGCCGGCGAGGAGGAGCCGCCGGACGGCGAGGCCGAGAAGAAGGCGCGGCAGGGGGCGGACAACGAGUACAAGCGCCUCAUCGCGAUCCAGCUCACCCGGAGGAAGCACGACAUGGACGAGGACCUCAAGGUCGACCCGGAGAAGGUGACGCGGAUGAGCCUGGGAGAGAAGGCGUACGAGAAGGCCAUCGUCUCCCACGGGGCUCACAUCAUCAGGUUUACGCAGAGAAACUUGCUGCGGAUAUUCCCGCGGUCAACGCGCAUCACGUCGUCGAAUUACAAUCCGAUGAUGGGGUGGAGGUACGGAGCUCAGAUGGUUGCAGCAAACAUGCAGGGCCACGGACGGAAGCUGUGGCUAACCCAAGGGAUGUUCCGAGCGAACGGCGGCUGCGGCUACGUGAAGAAGCCCGACAUCCUGAUGAACAGCGACCCUGACAAACUGUUCGACCCUACAGCCGAUUUGCCAGUGAAGACGAGGCUGAAGGUGACGGUGUACAUGGGUGACGGCUGGAGGUUCGACUUCCGCAAGACGCAUUUCGACAAGUGCUCACCCCCCGACUUCUACGCAAGGGUGGGGAUCGCCGGAGUGGCGGCGGACACGAGGAUGGAGCAGACCCGGGUGAUGAUGGACAGCUGGAUCCCGACGUGGGACCACGAGUUCGGGGAGUUCCCGCUGGCGGUGCCGGAGCUGGCGCUGCUCCGGGUGGAGGUGCACGAGUCGGACAACCACCAGAAGGACGACUUCGGCGGGCAAACAUGCCUGCCGGUGUGGGAGCUCCGACCGGGGAUCCGCUCCGUCAGGCUCUGCGACCACAAGGGCCAGCCGCUGCGAUCCGUCAAGCUGCUCAUGCGCUUCAAGUUCUUCCCCUCCUCCUCCAAGUAACCUUGCUCCCGCAUGAAUGUUCAGAGAAUUUUUUUUGUUGGUUCGCUGUCUGUGAUGCUUUGUGCAGGAAUGUGCAUCUGUGUGAUACGACACGGGGACUGGGAGUGUGAUUGUGUUGUGAUUAUCAUUGGUGUGAUAAAUGGGUUAAUAAAAGAUCGAUCCCGUCAUUGAAUGUCAGUAACUAGUACUGCUCGUGUUAGUACAGAGGGCGAAUGUUAUUCAAGGCGGUUGUACCGUGUAUCUACUGAAGAAAAAGGUUACUGCUA
Messenger RNA from Setaria italica (foxtail millet), 2274 nucleotides. RefSeq names its product phosphoinositide phospholipase C 2. NCBI's taxonomy places the organism in Eukaryota, Viridiplantae, Streptophyta, Magnoliopsida, Poales, Poaceae. Gene Ontology annotation, biological process: phosphatidylinositol-mediated signaling; lipid metabolic process. The record is from RefSeq and is a predicted model, not a curated record. The coding region runs from base 224 to 2008 and encodes 594 amino acids. The transcript is spliced from 7 exons. Gene Ontology annotation, molecular function: phosphatidylinositol-4,5-bisphosphate phospholipase C activity.